GAUCAAGAUGGCUCCAAUAACAACACUCUAAAAAUCAACAAAAAAGAAGUGAAGAAAAAAAACACAAAAAUUGACAAACCUGCUGAGGAAACUACUGAUGCCUACCAGUUCAAUUAUAGACCAAUUACUUUGGAUUACAGCUGUAACCAAGUUAGCCCUACUUCUCAGUUUAAAAAGUUUAAAAACAAAAAAUUCAAGAUUCCAGACAGCUGGCAAACACUCAACAAUUCGACCGUCGUUGAAUCAAAACAACUUGAUGACGUCACUUCUAUUGGCAUUAAUGAACUGAAUGAUUGCAAUUCAUCUGAGUCUAGUUCAGACAUCGUAGCCGAAUAUUUGCAGAUUUAUAAGAUUGUUGAAGAUUGCUUCCUAAGUUUACACCAAGACAAGGAUUACAGUAAUGUGUCAAGCUUUAUAAAUGACAUCAAAAAGUAUGAAACUGCUUUGAUUGAUAAGUACAACAAACAAUUCAUGAAUGUUGUCCGCUGGGUUAGGCUUUCUAAAAAUAAAACAAUCUCUCUAAAAGAAAUGGCACACUCAUCUUCCACUUUUGAUGUAAAGAACUUAUUAGGUAUUUUAUUUUCUAAACUAUCAGUUUUGUCAUUACAUUCAGCCCUAAAGAUAAAUGACCAUGAAGUUUUGAACACUUUACUAAAUGAGAACACACGUUAUUUCGAUGAUGUCAAUUGUUUGGGAACUGUUCAUGUAGCUAGUGAUGCAACGAAAACUAUGAACAAAAAGAAAAAUAUUAAAACGUACAACAAGCUUAAAGAUGUUAAAAGGAGAUCAUUGUCAGAUUAUCAUCAGAUUAUCCCAGAUCUCAUUGAAGCAACUAUCAUCAAAUUUUCUUCGAAGUUUUCAUGGCCUUCUCAAUGUUGUAGCUACCUUUCUGAUAUGCAACUGCUAAAAUCUUCAAUGGCCACGUUGUUGGAUGGCGAAUCAUUUGUUGAUCAUUCAGAUCAUAACUCAUUCCAUUCUUCAUCAUCAACAACAACAGCGCCAAAGAAAAUGUCCGAGUCACCGGUGAAAAAAGUUAGUGCUGACGAUGAUGUUUUCCUGCCUCCAGAAGCUCCCGUUAAGAAAGCGCGGAAACCAAAGCCGUUGAAACUCGAGAUAUCCAGGUCAUUAUCAUCACAUACGUUUCUAUCAGACCAACAGGAUGGAUCCAUGAAGAAAGGAAAGAAGUUGAAAUCGAUAGACGACAAGGAACUGAGCGAUAUUCUUGCCGAAACGCUCUCACUGGAAGAUCGUGAAUGUUCGGAAGAGGCAGGUACAAAAACAAGUGAAUCCUGUCUGUCAGCUGACUUGUUGAAAUGUUUCUAUCUUAUGCACCAUGAUCCUCCGAUUGUUCAUUACAGAAACAUUUGCCACUUGCUUGCUCUCUCUUGCAUGAAUGAUGGUCUCAGUAAUGAUGUUCAGGUGGCUUACUAUUUGGCCGAAUCUGUUGCUGUCUCCUUCAGGCACAUGACUCUCGUGAAUAUCAGCAAGAAAAUCAGAAAUUUAUCAGAAGAAUUGGACAAAACUUCACCACCACCAUCGGAAGCCCUAUUACAGGAGAACGUGGAAACACUGCAACAUUUGGAAGUGUGCAAGGAUUACAUCCAGUUCAACAAGGAGUGCCACUACAUCGAACAAUUCAUUGAACACAUUCCUUCCGAUUGGUCGGUGUGCCAGAUAACUUUGGUGAACAUUGAGAAACAGAGGAGGGACCAGCUGAUCCUGACGAGAUUCGUUCAUGGCGAAACCCCUCUCAACAUCCCACUGCCACAUGUCGACGUUGAUGAGCGAAGGACGCUGUUGGAGCAGUUUGAUUGGUUGCUGAAGGAGAACAUGAACACGAUGAAAGUAACAAACAAGAAGGAGUGGUGGGACCGCAGGCAGAGUCUCGAUGAAAAACUUGACGAAUUGUUGGAAAGCUUUGAAAAGGAAUGGUUCUCGUGCUGGAUCGGAGGCUUGAUGGGUCGGUUGGUGGAUGCCAAAAAUGAAGAAGCUAUUGAUAAUGAGGUUCACAAUUUUAUGAAAUCCUUCCCGUUUUGUAACAAGAAACAAACAAGAUUCAUCAAGUGUUUGUUCAAUGGGGCACACCUUCUCGACAACCGACUCAUCCUGCAAGCCCUGCAUUUCCUGGCAAGAACAAGUGGUAAAAGUCAAAGCGUGGAACCAUCUUCGCUGAAACAAUAUUUGCCCCUCGUCCAAUCCAUUGCCAACAAGUUGAAUUUGAAAGAGGCGCUUAGAGGGCCAGUAGUGUUCAUACUGGACAAGCAAAUCCAACACCUCCCCCUCGAGAACAUGCCCAGCUUGAUGAAUGAGAGAAUAACUCGCCAGCUCUCUCUCCACUGUAUGUUCGGUCAGUUGGUCUGUCAGAUGAAACAGGAAAAGUCCAUUUUGAGGCGGGGUGUGAACAGGAGUAGCGUCUUCUACGUUGUCAAUCCUGAUAACAACUUGCCUAGCACUCAAAAAGUUUUUCAAGAUUGGUUUGAGACAAAAGAACCGGAAUGGACUGGAGUCAUAGGUAAACCUCCGACAUCAGAUCAACUCUCUACAAAUCUCUCAACUAAAGAUCUUUUCAUCUACUCGGGACACGGCACAGGAAGCAAAUAUUUGAGUGGUGGCAGUCUGCAAUUGCUGAACUGCAGGUCAGCAGUUUUGUUGAUGGGUUGCAGCAGUGGUAGGCUCUGGACGUAUGGUCAGUUGGAACCAGUUGGAAUGAUUAACCAUUACUUAUUGGCUGGAUCCUGCUGUGUGGUGGCCAAUUUGUGGGAGGUUACAGACAGAGAUAUCGAUCGCUACAUGGAGUCGUUGCUGAAAAAUUGGAUGGCGUGUGGCAAGGAGGAAGAAGAUGGCUCUGAUGAUGAACCAAAAACUUCACCGUCACUACGACCUAAAACAUGUUUGUUAGAAAAUGCGAUUAAAAGCCGUUUGGCAUGUCACUUUCGAUUUUUGAUUGGAGCAGCUCCCGUUGUUUAUGGCUUCCCUAUCAGAGUUGAUUUCAACAAAAACAUCUGACUCUAUCCAAUUAUUUUUAUUUAUAAGAGUAUUGUCGUUGAUACACUCUAAGGUUGUAAAUGUAAAUAGCGAAAAAUCCUAAACAACUUUGUAGUGAUUUUCUUUCUUCUUACUAGGAAGCGUUUAUUUUCAUUACAAAUAAUGAAUGACCAUAAAUUAUUGUUUGUGUUUGUUGC
Messenger RNA from Helobdella robusta, 3182 nucleotides. RefSeq lists its product as hypothetical. Gene Ontology annotation, molecular function: cysteine-type endopeptidase activity. Gene Ontology annotation, biological process: proteolysis; meiotic chromosome separation. Gene Ontology annotation, cellular component: mitotic spindle; cytoplasm; nucleus. Lineage: Eukaryota; Metazoa; Annelida; Clitellata; Rhynchobdellida; Glossiphoniidae. The transcript has 12 exons. The coding region runs from base 472 to 3006 and encodes 844 amino acids. The record is from RefSeq and is a predicted model, not a curated record.